This is a messenger RNA of Rotaria sp. Silwood2, 705 nucleotides long. Lineage: Eukaryota; Metazoa; Rotifera; Eurotatoria; Philodinida; Philodinidae. The record is from the annotation of a GenBank genome assembly.
AUGUUUAACAAAUAUCUUCUUCUACUUGUUGGUCUACUGGUUACCAUAUAUGUACCAACAAUAAAUGCUUAUGGCUAUUGUACAUGUUUCUGUUGUGAUGGUUCAGGUUGUGAACCAAUGUUUGACGGUAGUAUCGAAAUUCCAUCAUGUGAUGGUUCCGCUUGUCUUGAAGCUUGCAAGAAGACUUUUCCAUUAUCCUGCAAUAUUACAAGUACAGGUAAAGUUAAACCUGAUUGCAAGGAAGUUAAAGUUAUUAAUGAAACAACAACAACAACACAAAAACCUACUCCUUCAUCACCAUGGCCAGGAACUACAACUAUGAUGACUACAACAACUAAUGAAACUACAUCUAACACUACCUUAACAACAACAUCAUCGUCUAACUCUUUAUUCAAAUACUAUGCAACACGUCAAUAUAUUCUUGAAUUAUUCGAUAUCAUUCUAUUAGAAUUAAAAAUCGAUUCAACUACAUCAGUUGGAAACACAACUGUUACAACCACUACUACGAGUACUACCCGCCAAAGUUCACCACCAUCAUCAACCUCACUUACGACAACACCUGUUUCAACAGCAAAAACCUCACCAACAGUACCUCCAAAAACUACUACUAAAAGUCAUGGUGGUACUUCUAUUCUUCGAGAAAGUGCAUCAUUUACUGUUUUAUUUGUUACAUCAAUUCUUCUUAUUAUUAAAGUUAUCCUUUAA